GCACAGGUUCAUGGGGACAGAUGCGCUGCAUCCGACGUGCUAAAGGAGUUGAUGGAUGUGAUUGCAGAGCCAUUGGCCGUUAUCUUUGAAAAUCCAUGGCAAUCUGGGGAAGUUCCUGGAUGGCUGGAAAAAGGGAAGGAGGAGGAUCUGGGAAACUACAGGCCAGUCAGCCUCAUCUCAGUCCCUGGAAAAAUCAUGGAGCAGGUCCUCAGGGAAUCAGUUUUGAAGCACGUAGAGGAGAAGAAAGUGGUCAGGAACAGUCAGCAUGAAUUCACCAAGAGUACUGAAACCCCCUGGAGGAGGCUCUAGUAAUCUGUUUGGGAACACAGAAGAAGUUUCCUCUUCCAGCAGACCACACAGAAUGGCAUCUAGCAUCUUUGGAGCAGCUGAGGAACCUCAGAACUUUCCAAAAAGAACAUACCCUCCAGGGGGGAAAGGAAGUGGUAUCUUUGAGGAUCCUAGCCCUGUCCAGUCUCGUCAACGCAUGAAUCCGCCUGGUGGGAAGACAAGUGAUAUCUUUGGAUCUCCCGUACCGGCCAGCCCUGUUCGAGCACACCCAAACAAACCCCAGGAUCACAUUGUCUUACAAGAGGCAGGAGAUGCAUCAAAGGAACUGAAAGCUACAGAAAACAACAAACCACAGAUGGAAGACAGAGGCGAGAAGAGAGAUCUUGGGAAAGAAGAGCCAGGCCCCAAGAUAGAUGAUCAUGAACCCAGACUGGGACCAAGGCCACGGUCACACAACAAAGUCCUCAAUCCCCCUGGUGGCAAAUCCAGCAUUGCAUUCUAUUAGGAACAUUCACUUUCACUAAUGGAGUCAGCACAGAAACUUUAUCUAUAGGUCCUGAGGUUUGUUUUCGGAUGCUUUAGGCAGGAGGAUGGGGACUUUAGUGACUCAUCUAAUCCAAAUGGAAGACAUCUUGAUGUUCAAGACUUCUGUAAGACCUGUUAGUUAUGAUGCUUAUGGAAAUAACUGAAGACUCUUAUGUGCUAGACAGUGCAGGAUUCAGUGGGACAGUAGCUUAGAUGGGUGCAAGAGGAGUGUUCCUUUGUGGUGGGCAAUUAAAAAAAAAAAAAAACUCUUAAUCUUGCAGUCAGUUAGUAGCUCAGACUUUUGGACCGAAGCAUUUAGGUACAGUCAGUAUGGUGAAAUUCUAUCCCAGUGGAUGGGGACUUGGAUGCCAGGCCUGGCAUCUGUCUAAAUUGAGCCUAACAGGAGCUAAUGCUCUUCUAGGCAGUGUAUCCUAACCUUAAGAAGCAAAAAAUUUAUCUGCAACCAUUUUAAUAUAAACAUGAUCCAUUCUAAGUGGUGGUGUUGGGAUCUGAAGAGUUCUGCUUAGUCCUUGGCCAUAAGAGACGACUUCCUCCCCAGGUUUAUUAUGUUCAAACUCUCAUUGUUCUGUGGCAGUCUCGCAAGCCAUCAAGUUGUAUAAAGUUUUGGAGCACUUCAGUAAUAGUCUGUACUGAUAUUUGCUCGACAAAGAGAAAAAUUAUAGUUUAGUGUACUGUCUCAUCCAGGCACUCCUAGAAAGAUCUUAUUUCACUGAUGUCAUGCAAGGGUGCCUCCAGCUUUCCUGGUAGGGAGGGGAGUGAUUUGAGUACACAGUUGCAUCUAUUGAAAGAACUCUGACAAACUACAGUAGUGUAUAAUUGGAUUCUGGAAACUGUCCCAGGACAUCUCUAGUGAGCCAGCUUUAAUGUCCCAUCACCAACCUCUAAAAGCCCUCAUGUACCGAUGCUUUAGCUUUUGCAGGGUUCCCCUUCCCUCCCCGCUGCCAUGGAGAAAUAAUGGACUGCUUUGCUUGUAUCCUCCAGUAGCUUUGUUUUUUGUUUCUAUGCUGACUCUGUUAGUGAAACCUCUGUUUUGUUAGCCAUGGGUUGCCUUUGACUGCCUGUUAUUCCUUGGUAGUGUGGACGAUCCAAGUUGCUCAUCCACACAUACUCGUGUAGCUAUUUUAAGACUGUUAAUCCCUGUUCAUCUGCUUGGGACAGUCUAGGGAUCACUGCAAUAUUCUUCCGGCACAGUGACUGUUUUGAAUUAUGUUUGCAAGAAUGUGCAUUGUUCUCUCCUAAUUAGUUAUGUGGGUUUGGGGGUGGGGGGUUGAAAGAGGGCUCUUAAAUGUCAGUUAAUUCUGACUGGACUUUCCUCAAACAUAUCAAAUACUGAUACUCUGAUAACACUAGGUGCUUAGACUGUUGGCCACUUGUAAUAGUGUUGGUUGUUAGUUUGUGUGGUUUUUUUUUUGUUUUAGUUUUUUUUAAACUACCUAACUCAUUACAUACAGGAGUUGUUCAGGUCCACCAAAGACCAAGUGGCCUUAUCUACACAAUGGCUCCACAUACCAGUAGCUGUUCUUGCCCAGGUUCACUGAAAACUAUUUCUGUGACAAACUGUUCAGAAGAGCUAUUUCUUAACUAGAUGCUACAACAGCUUAGAGGUCAUAGUGAUUGUUAAAGUGCCCAGCAAAGAUGAAUGACUGACUGUACCACAGAGACUCACAGCUGCCUUUUAACUUAUGGAAGUGAAAAUCCCCUUUUACAGGGUGGAAGUGGCAGGAAGCUUAAUGCCUCCUGUGCCUCUUCCACAGGAGGCUUGGCGCUCCUGCUGCUGGCCGCCUCUAACUGUAUGAGGAUGGUGAUCAUGAUUGAGGGAGUGUGAUCCCAAUACAUCUGUUUUUUAGAUUCAUAUUCCCCCCCAGUGUAGCAGUUUCCUAGUUGCUAUUCCUAUUUUGCUUAUUUGGUUAAGUCUAUAAAGGAUCUUCUGUCCCCUCCUGCUAUUUUAGUGUUUAAAUUUGCUUUCCAGUACAUGCUAGGCUUUUCCUGGGAUUAGCAAGUAGGAAAGGCCAACCAGUCUGCCUUUCUGCCUUCAGCUUUUGUAUUGAAGAGUUUGUGGGCAAGUCAGUGAGCUUAGAUUCAAAGCUUGAUAUCUUAUAGACUAACAGGAGCUGAAAUAUUGUUUUAAACAGCAGUUUCCAGCUAAGUCUUAAACUACUAUGGACUUCUGUCUGCAUGUGUUGGCUAGCAUUUCCCUCAUUGGCAUACACUCUGCUCAGUGUCUCCAAGUUUUAAGUUUGAUAAGGACACUUAUUAUUUUUUUUUUUUUUUUACACACACGGGCAACAGGGGAAUGGAACUUGUAUUAAUGGUUAAAUCAUGGACUCCUCAAUAAACCACAGUAUUUUGUUACUUCA
Molecule: messenger RNA, 3191 nt
Organism: Gopherus flavomarginatus (Mexican gopher tortoise)
Lineage: Eukaryota; Metazoa; Chordata; Testudines; Testudinidae
Gene: JPT2
Product: Jupiter microtubule associated homolog 2
Exons: 5
Coding region: 266-793 (175 amino acids)
Cellular component (GO): nucleus
Source: RefSeq, a predicted model, not a curated record